AUGGUCGUUGGCCUCAUACUACGAUUGACCGCAGUAGGAUCGGUCCUAGAUGCAGUCAGCUUCGACUAUCAGAUGUUCUUUAACCUGCUACUGCCACCCAUCAUUCUUUCAGCUGGCUACGAACUACAUCAGGGUAAUUUCUUCAGGCACAUUGGUAGCAUUCUUACCUUCGCCUUUGCUGGCACAUUCAUAUCGGCCGUAUCGCUUGGACUCAUCUUGUUCCUGUGGACUCGCAUUCCACUCGAUGGCUUCAAGAUCAACUUUGUUGAAGCCAUGUCCGUUGGCGCUACACUCUCGGCCACCGAUCCAGUCACCAUCCUGGCCAUCUUCGAUACAUACAAGGUCGAACCGAAGCUAUACACCCUUAUCUUUGGUGAAUCAAUCCUCAAUGACGCCGUUGCCAUCGUCCUCUUCGAGACAGCGCAGAAGUACAAGGAUGGCGCCGAGACACUGGGGAUCACGAGCUUGUUUGAGGCUUUUGGUAUCUUCUUCGGUGUCUUCUUCGGAAGUCUGUUCAUUGGUGUCAUGGUUGGCAUUGUGGCAUCGCUAACGCUCAAGUUCACGUAUGUCAGACGCUACCCCAAGACAGAGACUUGUCUUAUCAUCCUCGUUGCAUACCUCACAUACUUCUUCUCCAACGCUAUCCACAUGUCUGGCAUCGUAUCGCUUCUGUUCUGCGGCAUCUGCCUCAAGCAUUACGCAUACCACAACAUGUCCAGGCGCACUCAGCUGUCGACAAAAUUCGUCUUCCAGGUCACCUCGCAAUUGUCGGAGAACUUCAUUUUCAUCUACUUGGGACUGUCGCUCUUUACCGAUAAACAGCUCGACUUCAAGCCUCUGUUCAUCCUCAUCACGGUGUUCGGCAUUUGCGCCGCUCGAUGGGCAGCUGUGUUCCCCCUGUCAAAGGCCAUCAACGCUGUCUCGAGAUAUCGCCAGCGACGCCGCGGUGUAGACACGACCGAGGAGGAAAUCCCAUACGCGCAUCAAGCCAUGAUCUACUGGGCAGGAUUGCGAGGUGCUGUAGGUGUUGCCCUUGCAGCGGGACUGACGGGUAAUAACGGUGACACCCUUCGUGCCACUGUACUCGUAGUGGUCGUGUUGACAGUCAUCAUUUUCGGUGGCACCACGGCACGUAUGCUGGAGAUCAUGGGCAUUCGUACUGGAGUGGUGGAGGAGAUCGACUCUGACGACGAAUUUGACAUCGAAGUUGUCAACGGGGGCACAUUCCAGCGCAACAAGGGCACAGGCAUUGGCCACACUCCUCAACCCAGUCAGAAUGGAUUUGGGCUAAGCAAUGUGAACGGCGCAUACUCCAGCGGCUCACUGAAUCGCAAUAGCCCACCCACACGACCCAAUGGACAGCCGAUGCGGCGAAACUCGAGCAAACAACGCUUUGCAAAUGGUGCAGACCAAGGUCUUCUCAGCCCUGGUGACAGCAACUCCGCCGAUGAGGAUGACGCGGACCUCGACCUACCACCAAGCGCACGCAGGUCGCCAAACCGACGACCCCCGCCACUCGGCACAUCGAUCGAUCCUCUCUAUCCAACCUCAGGCCAUAGGAUGGCAGAGACCGGUGCAGCAGAGGGUUCGAGCAGAGUUGCUACUGCGACAGGUGCCGUGAAGCAGCUGUUUAACGAGCUGAGCCACGACCCAGCAAACGCAUUCAAGCAGAUCGAUGAUGGAUUCUUGAAACCGCACUUGCUUCUUGACCCUGGGCAAGGCAAGCCAGGGCCUAGCAACGUGUAA
This is a messenger RNA of Macroventuria anomochaeta, 1746 nucleotides long. RefSeq names its product sodium/hydrogen exchanger. Gene Ontology annotation, biological process: sodium ion transport; proton transmembrane transport; vacuolar acidification. Lineage: Eukaryota; Fungi; Ascomycota; Dothideomycetes; Pleosporales; Didymellaceae. Gene Ontology annotation, molecular function: sodium:proton antiporter activity. Gene Ontology annotation, cellular component: early endosome; late endosome; fungal-type vacuole membrane. The record is from RefSeq and is a predicted model, not a curated record. The coding region runs from base 1 to 1746 and encodes 581 amino acids. The transcript is spliced from 3 exons.